This is a messenger RNA of Papilio machaon (common yellow swallowtail), 5093 nucleotides long. RefSeq names its product protein MON2 homolog (gene mon2). Bases 84 to 5012 code for a protein of 1642 amino acids. Lineage: Eukaryota; Metazoa; Arthropoda; Insecta; Lepidoptera; Papilionidae. The transcript is spliced from 39 exons. The record is from RefSeq and is a predicted model, not a curated record.
GUAUACAUGGCAUAUUUUAAUUCGGUAACUUUUCAUGUAAAUUAUGAUAUGAAUAAUUAAAUUAAUGAAUUGUUUUUAAAAAAAUGGCAUUCGUCAGUGCUGUGACCGGCGAUGAUUCUACAAAAAAGUUCAUGGACGUUUUACAAAAUGACUUCAAAACACUCAGCUUGGAGACUAAAAAGAAAUAUCCUCAAAUAAGAGAGGCAUGUGAUGAGGCUAUAGAGAAAUUAGCCCUUGCUUCUAAUAACCCACAAGCAUCAUUGUAUGGAGUUGUGAAUCAAAUUCUAUAUCCCUUAGUACAAGGGUGUGAAUCAAAAGAUAUAAAAAUUAUCAAGUUCUGUCUGGGCACAAUACAGCGUUUAAUAGCACAGCAAGGUAUAGAUGCAAAGGGAGCAAGACAUGUGGUGGACUGCUUGUACAACCUCGGCCAGGCAGGAGUGCUGGAACUCAAGCUGUUGCAGACAGCGGCACUGCUCAUGACAACAUCUGAUCUUGUACACGGAGAUACAUUAGCAAGGACGAUGGUGAUGUGCAUGCGCACGGUGUCUGCUAGCGAAGCGCGUGACGUCAGCACGAGCCAUGCAGCCGCAGCCACCGUGCGACAGCUUGUUGCACUUGUGUUUGAACGGGCACUCGCUGAGGCUGACGGUAAAUUGAAAGUGAAUCCAGCAGAUGUGAGAUUGCAGACAAAUACUAAAGCACCUAAAGAAUUAAAGCCGUGUGCAACUGACGCAUAUCUUAUAUUGCAAGAUAUAAUUCAAUUAAUAAAUGGGGAUGCUGCACAAUGGUUGGUCGGUAUAUCUGAUGUACCAAAGACAUUUGGUCUGGAGCUUCUCGAUACUGUACUGACUGACUUCUCUGAAGUAUUCUUUAAAAUUCAAGAAUUCAGAUUUUUACUCAAAGAGCAUGUUUGUGCUCUUAUUAUAAGGCUAUUUUCACCAAAUGUUAAAUACAGAGCUGCAUUUACUGCGCUGCACAUACCUGGUGCGGGCGCAGGUGCGGGUGCGGCCGGUGCUGGCAGCCCGGCACCAGAGAGGCCACACUUCCCUGUCACCAUGCGUCUGCUGCGUCUCGUCUCCAUCAUCGUACACAAGUACCAUCAAGUGCUGGUGACAGAGUGCGAAAUCUUCCUAUCAUUGACCAUCAAGUUCCUGGACCCGGACAAACCGUUGUGGCAGCGCGCUCUGGCACUAGAGGUGCUGCACAAGAUGACCAUACAACCACAUUUAUUAAAGGCGUUCUGUGAGUGUUACGACAUGAAGCCGCACGCCACCAACAUAUUCCAGGACAUUGUGAACGCGCUGGGAGCAUACGUACAGAGCCUCUUUGUUGCCAACCAGAUCAACCAGCAGCUCGCAUCUUCAGGUCUUCCGCAACAGGCUGGCUUUUACUGGAAAGGUGUUUGGCUGCCGCUCUGUGUGACUUUUGAACCUGGAACCGCUAAAUCUGUGUACAUUGAGAUGUUAGACCGUACGGAAGCGCCGACAAUACAAGAGGGCUACGGUAUCUCUGUGGCCUACGCUUGCCUCAUGGAGAUUAUACGUUCUAUUGCUAUCAGUGUGGAAGGUGAUGAAUAUUUUAGGUUGCAAGAAUUAUACGAAGACAUUCAAAAUGAUAGUGAAGAAAUAAUUACUAACAAAAAUGGCAACAACAAUAAAGAAUUAGAAAGCACUACGGAAAGUACUGAGAUAUCAAACAACGGUCACAGAGGAGAACCAGAUCAGAACUCCAAUGUGGUGCAGAAGAUUAACCCUGAAAUGGAAGAGAAGGAGAAACUUGUUAUGUUACAGCUUAUAAAGUCUUCGUGGUGUGGUCUCGUGUGGGGUCUGUCGGUGCUCGCGGAGGCCAGCAUUGGUGAGCUGGAGAACAUCCUCUGCGCUAUACAGACUCUGGCCAGGGUCAGCGGGAAGGUGGGCGUGUCUGGUUCACGUGACGCAUGCGUGGCGGCGCUGUGCCGUGCGGCGCUGCCGGCGCAGUACUGCGUGCCGGUGCUGGGCGCGCUGGGGGCGCUGGCGUGCCCCUGGGCGCCCGCAGCACGCGCCCCCCACCCCCCCGCACCAGACCUCCGCCACCAUGUCGUGUGGGUGGGCACGCCGCUGCCCUGCGCACAGCUACCCACUGGACAGCAGCAGUCGUUUGUGAUGGUGACAUCCCGCCAUGUGACCGCGAUGAAGGCGUUGCUGAAUGCGGCGCGGAGAGACGGCGACACCAUACAGCAGGCCUGGCUGCCUGUACUCACCACGCUGCAGCAUCUGGUGUGGAUCCUGGGCCUGAAGCCUUCCACCGGCGGCAGUAUGAAGGCGAGCCGAGCAAGUGCAGACGCCAACGCGGUCAUGAGCACCUCCGCUGUCAUGGCUGACCUUCCAGGUCAGCAAGUUCCCGUGGCCGAGUCUCUCGGAGUAAUGAGCGCUCUAUCCGCGAUGCUGUCUCGGGUGUUUGAAUCCUCGAAGAACUUAGAUGAUGUUGCACUUCAUCAUCUCAUCGACGCGCUCUGCAAACUGUCCAAUGAAGCUAUGGAGCUUGCUUACUCUAACAGGGAACCAUCAUUAUUUGCUGUGGCGAAACUUCUAGAAACGGGUCUCGCGAAUAUGCACAGGAUUGAAGUAAUGUGGAGGCCAAUCACUAAUCAUCUUUUAGAAGUGUGUCAACAUCCGCACAUACGUAUGCGUGAGUGGGGUGUUGAAGCGAUCACAUACCUCGUGCAGGCUGCCUUCCAGUACCACCACAACAACCCCGCCCUCGUCACUGAAGGUCGUCAGCGACUCCUACUGGAGCCGCUGGCGGAGCUGUGCGGUGUGCGGCACUGUGACGUGCGCGCGCGCCAGCUGGAGUGCGCGGCGCGGCUGCUGCACUCGCGCGGUGACCAGCUCGGCGCCGCCUGGCCUCUCAUGGUCGACAUCAUCUCUGCCGUCUCCGAGCGCCAUAGCGAGCAACUGGUGCGGUCAGCAUUCCAGUGCGCGCAGCUGGUGGCAGGUGACCUACUGGGUUGUGCUGGGCCGCGCUGUCUGCGCCGUGUACUGGCCGCCGCUGCAGCCUUCGCACGACAGACCAAGGAGCUCAAUAUCAGUCUCACUGCUGUUGGACUUAUGUGGAACAUAUCUGACUACUUGUACCACAAUCGAGACAAGCUGUCGGCGGCGUUGGCCAGUGAUCCAGUGUGCCCCGAGCUGCCGCACCACGCUGACUUGCCGCCACUGGACAAGCUCUGGAUGUGUCUAUACAUACGACUCAGUGAGCUGUGCACGGAGGCGCGUGCGCCGGUCCGCCGCGCCGCCAGCCAGACUCUGUUCAGCUGCAUCGGGGCACACGGCACUCUGCUCAGCAAGCCCGCCUGGCGCGCACUCCUCAACGUACUCUUCCCCAUGCUUGAACAGGUUCAGAAGCAGUCCAACAUCGCGAGCUCGGAGAAGGUGGACACGGGGGAGCACAUCCUGAUUCAUCACACGAGGAACACCGCACAGAAGCAAUGGGCCGAGACACAGGUGUUGACCCUGUCGGGUGUGUCCCGCGUGUUCCACUCGCGGUUCCAGCUGCUGACGACUGUGGGCGACUUCCAGCGCUCCUGGGCCGCACUCCUCGACUACAUCACUGACUUCGCUCUGCGGAGGAGUCACGAGGUGUCUCUGGCGGCGCUGAAGUCGUUCCAGGAGGUGGUGUCAGCGGCGGGGCGCGCGGAGAGCGGCGCAGGCGCAGCUGUGUGGCCUGCUGCAUGGGCCGCAUGGAGUGACAUCGCCGCCUCCAUUGGCAACCAACAACCAGUGCUGGAAGAGGGCAAGCCAGCGGAGGCGUACGCGCCAUCACAGAACUUCCUCACAACACUCGUGCAGAUAUUCCCUCUCAUAUUCCAACAUAUACGCACUACUUUCACAGCAAACGAUGUACAGCGGCUGGGUGAGUGUCUGUGCCGCGUGUGUGUCGCCGAGCCUGCCAGCGCAGUCGCCGCCGGCACCGCACUCACACCGUCCGCACCUGUCACACUGCACGCGUUACAUUGCCUCGAAGCAUUGCAUAAGGAGGCGUUGUCACGUCACGAGCUGCUGCCGGCGCUGUUCUCGGCGCUGACGUCACUGGCGGGCGCGUGCGGGGCGCGGGCGGAGCGCGGGGAGCGUGCGGGCGCGCGCUGUCUCGCCGCCGCAGCCGCCCUCUACCGCGCCGCACCGCAACCCAGUGCACCACAACUACCACUACUGCUACAGGCGUUACAUUCCGCGGUACAGAAAGGCGGAUCGGAUAAGAAGAGACGCAACAGUGAUCCGCAAGAGGACGCCACACAAAUUGCUUCACUUUUAUUGCAAGUAUUGGCAACAGGUCUACCACUAGCCCGAGAGAAACCAGACGAGUAUGAAGAGUUUUGGGAGAUUCUGCCAACUGUUCUCGAAACAUUCAUGUUUGAACCACCUGUGGGUGGCGGCAGUCACGCACGCGAGCUGGUGGGAAUCGUGCGCGACGAGGUGCUGCGUGGCACGCCGCGCACGCCAGCACGACACGCGCACCGCGUGCUCGCCUUACUGCGGGCUGCAUCGCUGCACGCUCAGCCGAGACCAGCACAGAAUGAACAAGAACUACGAGAACGUGAAGAGUUUGCGCGCACUUGCUUUGAAACUUUACUGCAAUUCUCAAUGCUGGAGGACAUGGACUCACUCACUGGAGGAGAUGAUGAAGCAGAUCCGCUGGCGAUCAUGCCACUACUGGACAGGUUCCAGGAGGUGGUCUCCAAGUACACCAGCGAUGAAGACAAUACAGAACCUCUACCCAGACAUCAAUUGUCAGAGAUAUCAUUCGUAUUGAAGGCGAUAGCAAGUUUGACGGAGGCAAUGAAGAGAGCGCCGCCGGGGAAAGUUGAUGCAACAGCAUGGGAUAAAUUGAUUGGUGUGUACCCGGCGCUGGUACGUCUGGCUGCGAGCGGGCGGGCUGGGGGUGCGGGGGGUGCAGGGGGCGCGCUGCGGGAGGCGCUGCUGCAGUUCGCGGCGCUGCUGGCCCCGCCCCCACCUGCGCGUGCGCACGCCCCCUAGCGCCGCGUGCUCUACACCAUCCGCAUAUAGAGCACGCAUCUCUAGCGGACACGCUGCUACCCCCCACCACCACCCCUCACA